CUGCAGUGGCUGGCUUCACUCACAGCUUAGCGGUGAUGGCGGUCGGGAGCCAUGGGGAUUUUUCACGGCUAAUUCAGCAGCAGGUUUAGAGUGAUUUUCCAUGGGGUGAAGGCGUGUUUUCCCGCCCAGGAACGUUAGAAACAGUAAAGCAGAUCUUUAGUGGUUGCGCGGUGUGCGUUUGGAGGCUGAGCAGCGCGGAUCUCCACACACUGGCCGUGUAAAAUGGCUCCGGUGCAGAUCGGCACAGAGGGCCAGCUGGUGCCCGUCGGGGGGCCGAGCACCGCGCCGCAGCCUGCCCCCGGAGCUCCGGCCACUCAGGGAGUCCGCCUCAGCGUUCUGAUCGACUUCCUGCUUCAGCGGACAUACCACGAAAUAACGCUGCUGGCUGAACUACUCCCACGUAAAACUGACAUGGAAAGGAAAAUUGAAAUUGUCCAUUUUGCGAGCCGGACGCGGCAGCUCUUUGUCCGGCUGCUUGCACUUGUAAAGUGGGCCAGUAAUGCUGGGAAAGUGGAGAGGUGUGCGAUGAUCUCUGCAUUUUUGGACCAGCAAGCUUUCCUAUUUGUUGACACAGCGGACAGACUGGCAUCGUUAGCCCGGGAUGCCUUGGUACAUGCCCGCCUGCCCAGCUUUGCGAUCCCUUUUGCCAUUGAUGUUCUGACUACAGGGUCAUACCCACGUCUUCCCACAUGCAUCCGAGACAAAAUAAUCCCUCCAGACCCUAUCACCAAAGCAGAGAAGCAGUCAACACUGAACCAACUGAACCAAAUCCUGCGCCAUCGGCUCGUCACCACUGACUUGCCCCCUCAGCUGGCCAACCUGACUGUGGCUAAUGGCCGGGUGAAGUUCCGGGUGGAAGGGGAGUUUGAAGCCACGGUAACGGUGAUGGGGGACGACCCAGAGAUUCCGUGGAGGUUGCUGAAACUGGAGAUCCUGGUUGAGGACAAGGAAACAGGCGAUGGCCGGGCUCUGGUGCACAGCAUGCAGGUGAAUUUCAUCCAUGAGCUGGUACAGUCUCGCCUAUGUGCAGAUGAUAAGCCACUCCAGGAUAUGUAUAACUGCCUACAUUCAUUUUGCCUUUCCCUUCAGCUGGAGGUGCUGCACUCUCAGACUCUGAUGCUGAUCAGAGAGCGCUGGGGAGAUUUAGUGCAGGUGGAGCGCUACCUUCCCGCAAAGUGCCUCACCCUGGCUGUCUGGAAUCAACAGGUGCUGGGUCGCAAGACAGGUACAGCAUCGGUGCACAAAGUCAGCAUCAAGAUCGACGAAACAGAUGGAUCUAAGCCAUUGCAGAUUUCCCAUGAGCCUCCGCUGCCAGCCUGUGAUUCCAAACUAAUGGAAAGAGCCAUGAAGAUUGACCACCUCUCAGUGGAAAAGCUUUUGAUUGAUAGUGUUCAUGCCCGCUCCCAUCAGAAGCUGCAGGAACUCAAAGCCAUAUUAAAGAGCAGCAAUCCCAGUGACAACUCAUUCAUAGAGACUGCUCUUCCUACUCUCGUCAUUCCUAUUCUGGAGCCGUGUGGACGAUCCGAGUGUCUUCACAUAUUCGUUGACUUGCACUCGGGCAUGUUUCAGCCAAUGCUAUAUGGAAUUGAUCAGUCAAUGUUGGAUGACAUUGAGAAAACCAUCAAUGAUGACAUGAAGCGUAUCACCACAUGGUUACAGCAGCUGAAGUUCUGGUUGGGUGAGCAGCGGUGCAGACAGUCUGUGAAGCAUCUACCCACAGUGUGCAUAGAUUCUCUCCACUUAUCUAACUCCGCCUCUCAUCCUGUGGGCAACCUUACAAAACACCGCCUCUUCAUCAAACUCACCCGUCUCCCACAAUACUACAUCGUGGUUGAAAUGUUUGACAUCCCCAGCAAACCCACAGAACUGCAGUAUAAAUAUUACUUCCUAUCAGUCAGUCAGCCAGAGGGGGAGGAUGGGCUGCCGUGUGCCCUGCUGCUGCAGCAGUUCAAGCCCGAGCUUGAGAAGCUGGUGCAGGACUUCUCCUCCGGCCGCUUGACCCGGCCUGGUACUAAGAGGAAGUUGUCAGCGGAGCAGGGUGCUACAGAGCCUAAAAAGCCCAAGCGCUCAGGGGAGAUGUGUGCGUUCAAUAAGGAGCUGGCUCACCUGGUAGCCAUGUGUGACACCAACAUGCCUCUCAUUGGCCUGCGCUGUGAGCUGUCUAAUAUGGAGAUUCCUCAUCAAGGGGUCCAGGUUGAAGGAGACGGAUGUAGCCAUGCUAUUCGUCUUCUCAGGGUGCCGCCUGCUAAAGGUGUGGGUGAGGAGACGAGGAAGGCUCUGGAUCGCUCUCUGCUGGACUGCACCUUCAGAUUGCAGGGCCGAAAUAACCGCACAUGGGUGGCAGAGCUGGUCUUUGCCAACUGCCCCCUCAACAGCACCUCAAGUAAAGAACAGGCUUCGACGCGACAUGUCUACCUGACAUAUGAGAACCCGCUGUCAGAGCCGGUGGGAGGACGGAAGGUGGUGGAAAUGUUUCUAAAUGACUGGAACAGCAUCAGCCAGCUGUAUGAAUGUGUGCUGGAUUUCUCACGUGCUUUCCCUGAAAUGCCCUCCUACUUGAGCCUCUUCUCUGAAAUACGGUUGUAUAACUAUCGGAAAUUAGUCCUGUGUUAUGGCAACACAAAAGGCAGCUCUGUAACGAUCCAGUGGAACUCUGUAACUCAUCGCUUCCACCUUGCUCUGGGCACGGUCGGGCCAAACUCAGGCUGCAGCAACUGCCACAACAUCAUCCUCCACCAGCUCCAGGAGAUGUUCAACAAGACCCCCAGUGUGGUGCAGCUACUACAGGUGCUGUCAGACACACAGGCCCCUUUGAAUGCUAUCAACAAACUGCCAACUGUGCCCAUGCUGGGUCUGACCCAGAGGACCAACACAGCCUACCAGUGCUUUUCCAUCCUACCACAGUCCCCCACCCACAUCCGUCUGGCCUUCCGCAACAUGUACUGCAUCGACAUCUACUGCCGCAGUCGAGGCGUGGUGGCCAUUCGCGAUGGUGCCUACAGCCUCUUUGAUAACACCAAGAUCGUAGAAGGCUUCUAUCCAGCUCCUGGACUAAAAACCUUCUUGAACAUGUUUGUGGACAGCAACCAGGAUGCACGGCGGCGUUCAGUCAACGAGGACGACAAUCCUCCCUCUCCAGUGGGUGUGGACGUCAUGGACACACUCAUGCCCCACAUGCAACCUCAACAGACAAUCAGAGGCCAAGGGGCCUACCCACCCCUCACUUCUCCAAACAACCCCUACCACAGCAGUGUGGCCCCAUCACCCUCCAUGAUGCCAACGCAUUCACCGGGGAACAUCCAUGCAGCCAAUUCCCCUAGUGGAGCUCUGCGGGCGCCCUCGCCCUUCGGGCCCACUCCGUCUCCCUCUUCUUUGGGCAUUUCUAUGGGCCAGACCUCCAACUUUGCCAGCCCACAUGGAGCUUUGGACCCCAGUUCCCCAUACCCCAUGGUGUCGCCCAGUCAGAGGACCGGUACAUGGCCUAGCUCUCCACAAGUCUCGGGCCCCUCCCCACGCGUACACGGCAUGUCACCGGGUAACCCUUCUCUCCACUCGCCCAUUCCAGAUGCCUCGCACUCUCCUCGUGCUGGGACCAGUUCCCAAGUGAUGCCUACCAGCAUGCCUCCACCUCGUAAGCUACCUCAGCGCUCGUGGGCGGCCUCCAUCCCCACCAUCCUCACCCACAAUGCCUUGCAUGUGCUACUGCUGCCCUCUCCCACCAUGUGCCUGGUGCCAGGGCUGGCUGGUAGUUACCUGUGUUCGCCACUUGAGCGCUUCCUGGGCUCGGUUAUCAUGAGAAGGCAUCUGCAGAGAAUCAUCCAGCUGGAACCUAAUCUCACUAUUGUGAACUCCAAUGAGCCAGGAGUCAUCAUGUUUAAGACAGAGGUGCUGAAAUGUCGAGUGGCUCUGAACCCAAAGAGCUACCAGACUCUGCAGCUGAAAGUCACACCGGAGAACACUGGUCCUUGGUUACAAGAUGAACUGCAAGUUUUGGAGAAGUUCUUUGAGACCAGGGUUGCAGGUCCACCCUUUAAGUACAACACUCUAAACGCCUUUACAAAACUGCUGGGGGCUCCCACCAACAUCCUCAGAGACUGUGUUCGAAUUAUGAAGCUUGAGCUGUUCCCCGACCAAGCGGGCCAACUAAAGUGGAAUGUGCAGUUCUGUCUGACUAUCCCACCCAGCGCUCCGCCCAUCGCUCCUCCAGGAACUAUCGCUGUAGUGCUCAAGACCAAAAUGCUUUUCUUUCUCCAGCUGACCCAGAGAGUGCAGGUGCCUCAGGAGCCCAUCAGCAUCAUUGUGCCCAUCGUGUACGACAUGGCCACAGGGCUGACGCAGCAGGCUGACAUCCCGCGACAGCACAGCUCCUCUGGAGCUGCUGCCCUCAUGGUUAGCACCAUCCUCAGGAGGUUUAAUGAGCACCACCCAGCUCGACCAGGAGAAUGUACAAUAUUUGCUUCUGUGCAUGAACUCAUGGCUAAUCUGAUGCUGAACCCUGGUGCACGCCCCUAAGAGUCCCCAGUCCAGCUUCUCCAGACCAAACUGAGAACACACUGAGUAUUGGCAUGCUGUAUGGAGAUCCAGGCUCUCACAUACAGCCACAGAAAUUUUCUCCAGGUGGACAAAAUUCUGUCAUAAAGGAAAGAAAAAGUUAUGAUGGAAUGGAAUAUUCUUUGAUUUUGCUUCAUAUCAAGAGUAUAUGUAAAUGAAUGAAGGACAGUGCAUCUGUGAAUGUGCCAUGCAUACUUCUAUAAAUUCAGGACAUGAUUAAGGAAAAAGGACAAUUUAUUUUUGUUUGAUGCACUUCUUAAAUAAAGGUUUGAAAUUAGAAAAAAAAGGUUUGUUUACCCUCAAGUGUAAAUGCUUUUUAUAUAUUAUUUUAAUGUCUGCCUUUAAGAAAAAUGUGUUUUGCAAAAAAGCUUAAUUCAUUUUGUUUUAUAAUGCAAGCUAUCAAUAUUGUGUUGAUACUGGGGCUGUAUUUUUUUUUUGAUGACACUAUUUAAUGUAUGUCUUUUUUUUUUUUUUUUUUUUUUACUGGCAAAUCUUUGACCACUCUCAUUAUAGCGGUCACUCUAAACACUGUAUAGACUGUAACAAACUUUCAGAAGAAGCCCUAUUUUUGAUGACUGCAUUUGAAUCUUGAUGGUAGCCCAUACCUCUGUCUUUAUUACUGUUUAAUAAAUAUUUGAAAGUGUUA
Messenger RNA from Pangasianodon hypophthalmus (striped catfish), 5197 nucleotides. RefSeq names its product mediator complex subunit 14 (gene med14). The record is from RefSeq and is a predicted model, not a curated record. Gene Ontology annotation, biological process: regulation of transcription by RNA polymerase II. Gene Ontology annotation, molecular function: transcription coregulator activity. Gene Ontology annotation, cellular component: core mediator complex; mediator complex. The coding region runs from base 223 to 4512 and encodes 1429 amino acids. Lineage: Eukaryota; Metazoa; Chordata; Actinopteri; Siluriformes; Pangasiidae. The transcript is spliced from 30 exons.